AUGCAAAGGGCGAAGGGCCUCCUCAGGCGAGUGCAGCCCGUGAGCAGGUACCCCCUGGCUCGCUAUAUCAACACGAGUAACGUGAAACUUAAAAUAGUAAAAUGUAAACUGUUCGAUAUAGGAGAGGGAAUUUCUGAGGUGGAAAUAACUCAGUGGAACAAAAAGGAAGGAGAGAGUGUGAGCGAAAUGGAGACCCUCCUAACUGUGCAGAGUGAUAAAGCAGCGGUAGAUAUAACGAGCAAGUACAGUGGCGUGCUGGUGAAGAGGUAUGCUGAGGAGAGGGAGAUAAUUAAAAUUGGGUCGUAUUUUUGCGAAAUCGACACGGAGGAUGACAAUGUGGAAGUGGAGGAAGAAAAUGGUGAAGAGGAGGCAGACAAUCAGGCGGAGGGGGCGGUAGAUUCAAAUGAAUCACCUUCAUCAGGUGCAUCCCCCCAAGUGAAGCAACAGGGGAAUAAAGUGUCAACCGUGAAGGCAUCCCCCGGGGUGAAGAAAAAGGCCCAAGAGUACAAACUGGACGUGGACGAAAUUGGAAGUUACUUCAGUAAAGACGCCAUAACUAUGGAGGACGUGGAGCAGUAUCAUCAGAAGGUGAAAAACGGAGAAAUCUCAAAUGCGGGAAGUAACUUAAAUGGAGACGUCCUGGAGGAAGUACCAUUGCAGGGAAUAAAACUAGCCAUGUGUAAAAGCAUGAACGAUUCUUUCAGUAUCCCCCUGUUUCACUUAAACGAAAAAUACAACGUGCAGAAUUUAAUAAAUGCAAGAAAUGAAAUAAAGAAGAGCGUCCUAGAGAAGGAAAACGUCAACGUAACAUUAACGAGCAUUCUGAUCAAGCUCAUUUCGAACGUGUUGAAAGAAUUCCCAUUGCUAAACUCGAAGUUCGAUUCAAGAAAAAAUUCCUACACUGUUUAUAAGAGCCAUAAUGUGUGUAUCGCCAUGGAUACGCCAAAUGGUUUACUCGUGCCAAAUAUAAAAAAUGUGGAAUUGAAAAAUAUGGUUGAAAUACAGAAGGAGCUGACUUCCCUACGUGAUAAAGCCAUUCAGAUGAAGUUAAGCAAAAGUGACAUAACUGGAGGUACAAUCACAAUUAGCAAUUUUGGUGUCAUAGGGGGAACGUUUGCCACGCCAAUUGUUUUUGAUAACCAGGCCUGCAUUAUCGGAUUGUCUAAAAUUGAGAAGCAGCUCUUUUUAAAAAAUGAGAAGAAAGAACUAACCGACUUAUCAGACAUCCUUGUUGCGGAAACGAUGAACUUGACUUAUGGAGCGGAUCACAGGUUCGUCGACGGAGCUAUCCUGGCUCGAUUUUCGAAGAAACUGAACGAAGUCGUGGAGGGUGUCACUUCUCUGGACCCGUACGCCGUGUAG
This is a messenger RNA of Plasmodium coatneyi, 1362 nucleotides long. RefSeq names its product Dihydrolipoamide acyltransferase. The transcript has a single exon. Lineage: Eukaryota; Apicomplexa; Aconoidasida; Haemosporida; Plasmodiidae. The record is from RefSeq and is a predicted model, not a curated record. Gene Ontology annotation, cellular component: cytoplasm; mitochondrion. Bases 1 to 1362 code for a protein of 453 amino acids. Gene Ontology annotation, molecular function: acetyltransferase activity; lipoic acid binding.